UGCUAGUUACAACUAUAUAUUUACUUUCAAUAUUCUUCUUACAUUCAAAUCUUUCCUAAAAUAUAAAACAUUUUCUAUAACCAUUACAUAAUUUUCCAUGGAAAUUCCUCCAAAGAAACCUCACUUUUUCAAGCCUAUUCUACCAGGUUUCAAGAAUGGACUUAAAAUUCCAUUAGGUUUUUUGAAGUAUCUUAAGAGACAUGAUCAACAUGAACAUGCAAUAUUGACAACAGAUGAUAAGAAGUGGUUAGUGAAGGUGAACGGUCGGCGAUUAGAGGAGGGUAGUUGGAUAGAGUUUGUAGAGGAACUUAAUUUGAAAGUUGGAGAUGUUUUAGUGUUCAAACAUGAAGGAGAUAUGGAAUUUGAUGUGUUCAAAUUCGAUUUGAGUCAUCAUUGUGACAAAGAGUAUGCAAUGUACCAGGAGGAGGACGAGGAUGAGGAUGAAGAGGACGAGGACAAGCUUUAAGUCAAUAAUAUUUUGAAUGCACUAUUAGGCAAUAUUGCCUUUCGAGAGAUUUUAUGGUAAAUUUUAGUUGAUGUAAUCAAAUAUAAUAAUUGUAGUUGAACUGUACGUUAACUAAUAUAUAUGUGUAUUGUCUAUACACUGUUAGUGGAUUUCAAAAGAUUUGCAUUUGCAAAUGAUUUCAUCAAUGGCAACAAGAAGUAUGGUUUGAUUAUAA
Molecule: messenger RNA, 680 nt
Organism: Solanum lycopersicum (tomato)
Lineage: Eukaryota; Viridiplantae; Streptophyta; Magnoliopsida; Solanales; Solanaceae
Source: RefSeq, a predicted model, not a curated record